Messenger RNA from Triplophysa dalaica, 1542 nucleotides. RefSeq names its product leucine rich repeat containing 34 (gene lrrc34). The record is from RefSeq and is a predicted model, not a curated record. The transcript has 10 exons. Lineage: Eukaryota; Metazoa; Chordata; Actinopteri; Cypriniformes; Nemacheilidae. The coding region runs from base 64 to 1284 and encodes 406 amino acids. Gene Ontology annotation, molecular function: protein binding.
CUGGUGUUGGCAUAGUAACACCAAAUGCAUUUUCUGUAGCCAUAGAUACUCAAAGCGUAAAACAUGGAGGAUUUAAAAAGUAGAUAUUUGUCCGUAUGUGCAGAAGUUCAGCGACCCCCCAAAGCAUGUGUUUUGAAAGUACUUGCAGAUAGCGCGAUCAGCGACGUUGUUACGCUCGUAUUAGCUGGAAAUGAUCGGCAUGGAGAAAGACUUACAGAUGACGAUGUGCUUGUCUUGUCAAAAACGCUGGUUGGAAAUUUGGCAAUAAAGGGUUUGGAUCUUAGAUACAAUUGCAUUACGGAUAAAGGAGCUGUUUAUCUGGCAAACCUCAUUCAGGAGAGCGAGUCCCUUCAGUUUCUUGAUCUAAUGUGCAAUAACAUUGAAGCAGAGGGUGCAGGAAUGCUAGCAAAAAGUCUCCAUGAAAAUAAAAGCUUGAGAAAGCUCAGAUUUACUGGAAAUAAUAUCGGAAACAAAGGUGCCAUGCAACUGGCUGCCAUGUUGCAGAUCAAUGCUACUUUAGAGGAAGUGGAUGUGUCAGAUUGUGACCUGACUACACAGAGUGUAAUAGCAUUUGCCAUCGUCUUGAACAAUAACAGAAGAAUUUGUGCCCUUGAUAUUAGCCGACCUCUUCUUUUCAGUCUUCAGGAGGAAACAACAGAACAUAUGGCACUUAUGCUGAAGGUCAAUAAAACAUUAAGGGAGCUGCACCUGGGAAAACAUGGCAUGACUGAUACUGGCGUGGAAAGACUGUGUGAAGCAUUGAAAAUGAACUCUUCUCUACGCUACUUGGAUCUUCGUUGUAACAGAAUUACACGAGAUGGCGCCAGAUGCCUAUCAGAUGUUUUAAAACAAAAUAGCACUUUGGAGAUUCUAGAUCUCUCCUCCAAUUGCAUCGAGGAUGAUGGUGCUAAGUAUCUAAGUGAAGCUAUCAAGAUUCCACACAGCAAACUCAGAGCAUUGUCCAUUACCGCUAAUAACGCUGGAACUGCAGGUCUAAUGUGCCUCUACAAGGCCAUCAGGGUCAAUUCAACUCUCACAAAUGUUUACAUUUGGGGGAACAAACUCGAGGAGCCAGUCUGUGUGGGCUUCUCCCAGCUGAUAAGCAGCGGGCGACUGUUGGAAGGGCACACAGAUGUUUCCCCCUAUGAGGUUGACGGUCAUGUUUGCUUGGCAGAAGCAUCUCAUGGUUUGCAGAGACAUUACUAUCAGACAUCCCCAUAUGGGAUGAAUGAUUUCAGCAAAUCUGCACUGACACUGAUUUCAUCACAUUCGUUGGUAUCUUAGAUCCAGCCUGAAUCGCAACUUUGAUGUAUUUUCAAUACAUAUUUUUAAUCAAUACUUUUUCAGGAUUUAGGACUUUUUCGGAGGCAAAAUACAGUACCCUUGGUUACAUUUGUUUAUUAUAAAGUGUGUUUUAUUAUUUAUAAUUUCAGUUCUUAAUGACAGCUUACAUCUUUGUUUCUAGUAUUUGUGAAUUGUGAAUAACACAUUAUUUAUACAAAUGGUUUGCUCUGAAACUUAAUCUUUGUUAUGUUGGGUGUC